Messenger RNA from Pseudopipra pipra, 2249 nucleotides. It is a transcript of the gene MARVELD3, whose product is annotated as MARVEL domain containing 3. The record is from RefSeq and is a predicted model, not a curated record. Gene Ontology annotation, cellular component: membrane. The transcript is spliced from 3 exons. Bases 1 to 1299 code for a protein of 432 amino acids. Lineage: Eukaryota; Metazoa; Chordata; Aves; Passeriformes; Pipridae.
AUGUGUGUUCACAUCCAGAACGUUCCUCCAGUCUACAGACAGAAACGCAGCACUGUAAAUCACAUCUCAGCUGCCAAAAUGGUAGUUCUUGUCCAAUGCUAUCAGGAUGCAUUGGACUGUGGCAAGGUGGGAAACCACGGGACGUUGUCGCCGCAAGGGGCUGCGGGGACAGUGCCCGUGCGAGCGAAGGGGAGCGGGCACACCUGCGAGCAGCAGGUGAACCGUGCGCAGGUGCUGCAGGGCCGCGCCCCUGCGCCGCGGAGCCGAGCACCCUCGGGCGGGGUAGGGCCGGAGCUUCCACCGCCGUCGGCAGGACCCGGCGGGGCUGAGGCGAGCACCGGGCGGCCAGGACGGAGGUCACCGCACCGGCACUACCCCGAGGCGGGCGGCCCGGCCCGGCCCCGCCGCCCGUCCCCAGUGCCGGCCGAGCGGGGCCGCGCCGGGCCAUGGCCGAGCGGGGCUGCCCCGGGGCCGGGCGGAGGGGGCGCGCCGUGGCGGGCGGACGCGCCGUGGCCGGAGCAGCGCCGGAGGAGCCGCUGGAGCGCCGCCGCUGCCGGUACCUGCGCACGGGCCGGGGUGAGCGCGGCGGGCGGGAGCCGCCCCCACCGUCCCGCCGAGCGGAGCGCCCGGCCCGGCUCCCCGCCGGCCUCCCGGGCGCUCCGCCGCGGCCGCCGACCCACCUUGGCCUCCCCUGCAGCCUGCUGCCAGAUGGUGGAGGUGCUGCUCGCCGUGCUGGUCCUCGUCUGCAGCUCCGUGUCCGGCGGCUCGGCAGGAGGAUACACCGGCCUCCCCGCCCUGGGGGGCAUCUACUACUACCAGUACGGCGGGGCCUACAGCGGCUUCAGCGGAGCGGACGGGGAGCGAGCCCAGCAGCUUGACCAGCGUUUCUACCUCCUGAAGCUGCCCAUUGCAAGGGCAGCGAUGGCCGUGGGAGGGUGUCUCCUGGUCUUCCCUUGUAUUCUUAUUUUGGUUGGUGUUCUACAGGUACCAUGGCAUUUCCCAGCAUGGCUGCUAGUUGAAAGCGCCCUGGACAUAGCGAUUGCAGUUGGCACAGUGCCUGCUCUGUACUAUUUCUUCCAUUCCAUGGUGGGAGUUUAUAAUUCAUCAGUGUGCAAAGAGAGAGAGCAGCUUUAUCAAAGCAAAGGCUAUCAGGGCUUCAGCUGCAGCCUGCACGGGGCAGAGGUUGCUGUUGGCCUUUUAGGCUGCAUGGCCACUGUGGCAUACCUGUUGAGUGCAGUCCUGGCUGUCAGAGGGUACAGGGCAGUUUCCCAACAGAAACAGAAGCCAGUACAAUUAUAAGAGCUUUCAAAUGAUUCCUCCACUCUAGUAAAAUGGUCAUGAUUUUUGCCAGUCUCCUUAGAUGAAGCAGUAUGCUUUCCUUGCUUCUAGGCAGUGCAGCCUUAAUGCUGCAGCAGAACACACACCAAGUGGGUGUAGCUCUAAAUAUGGUAGUCAGGCUGUUCCUAACUUGAGUUUGUGUUAUUGAAUUAUUAAUGACUCAAAGCUAAUCCAGUGACUUGUCUCCUGCCUCACAGGCAGCCCUUCAAUCCCACUGUUGGGUGUCCUGUUCUCCUCCAGUGAGGUCUUGCUACAAGUCCUGCCACUACAUCCUUCUGCUGCUGAACAGCUUUGUGUAGCCAAAACUGCCAUUACAAAAGACACAUAACUUCACUGAGAACAGAGCUCUUAAAAACAAGGGGUUGAGGCCCAUGGUUGUGGCAGCUAAAUAUUGCUUCCUUGUAGGUCUCUUGGAAUUAACAGUGCAGUAUGAACAUAGCAUUUAUAAGGCCAUCCAAAAAUCCUAAAAAUACCUUGCAAAAUGAUGGAUACACUCCAUAUAACUUGUGACACAGUGCCAUUUCAAACUCCUGGAGAGGGCUCAUUUUUGUAUGAAAUAGUCUUUUAUAUAACUUGUAUACAACAGUUUUGCUUAAAAAGAUACCCUGAGUUGGGAUAAUCAGACAAAAGCUUUAAGAGAUCAAAGUGGUUUAAUGUACAAGUAUAUUGUUUUCAAAAUACAUUUUAAUGUACAAGUUGGGGAAAUGAGAUGCUACUCAUAUAUUUUCUUAGAAAGACUUUUAUAUGAAAUUUAACUGGGAAAAGUAGCACUAGAAUCACCAAGUUGUGCCUCAAAAUGAAAUGUCACUUCAGAGCAGUGCCCACUAUGUGCAUUGUUCAUAUGAGAAUGGAAUGACCAUGGCCUUACAGAUGAGUUCUGCUCAUAUUAAAUAAACUAAACACACCAGAAA